Molecule: messenger RNA, 984 nt
Organism: Aspergillus affinis
Lineage: Eukaryota; Fungi; Ascomycota; Eurotiomycetes; Eurotiales; Aspergillaceae
Exons: 3
Coding region: 1-984 (327 amino acids)
Source: RefSeq, a predicted model, not a curated record
AUGCAGCUUAAUCUUCGUCAAUGCAUACCUACGUUUCUUGAGGUCAGUGCCUUACAGGCUGCCGUGCUGGACAUGGUCCGGCGUAAGGAGCGCGGCAACAAGGAAGUUGAUUUCACCUUUGGCAAGAACCGUCCCAAUACCUCGUCUACCCCUGCCUCGGGCACUACCAGCGCUCCUGCCCCCUCUGGCACCUCAUCGUCCGCCCCUAAGGGCCGCUCUGGCACCGCUGCACCCGUGAAUACCCGUGGCUCUGCCUCCGCUGGUCCCGCUGUUGCACCCUUUGUUGGAGCCUGCUGUGGUGGCCGCCGUUCUCACUUCCCUCCCUCCAGUGCUAAGCCUGAGGGUUGGACUGGUGAGUGGUUUGAACCGCAGCGCAGCCCCCCGAAGCUUACUGCCGAAGACAAGACUGCUCUGACCCGCGCUGGCCGCUGUUGGGGCUUCCGUGUCUCGAAUCACCGCGCUAGCGAUGCCUGCUGUCCUUAUUUCAACUCUCAUCGUUCUCCAUAUUCGACUGCACAAGACGGCCAUACCGAGCAACUGGCAGCCUAUAUCGCUCCCUUGGCACGCCACAAGUUAGUGCUAGGUGACCGUUGGUUGACCACGCACAAUCCCCAUAUUGAUUUCACGAAUCGCACCCUUCCGUUUAACUCGCCUCACUGCUUCGCAGAGAGUUACCUACCUCGAGGUGCUCCCUGCACUGCGCAUACCCGCGGCUCCAAAGCUUUAGUGAGCAAGACUACGGCCCAGAUUACUGCUGAUAACAGUAUUUCGAUCGUUUCUGCUAGACGUUUUAUCUCCCUAGUGAGUCACCGGGAUCAUCACGGCUAUCUCGUUAUGACUAGAGAUGGCCGCAAGCACCUCUGCGCCUCUAUCACCAAUGCGGUGCGGCCUGAAGAUUUCGACAAGAGCUUGGCCAACAAGGCGGCCUAUACGGUUGACCAGCUGAAGGAACGAGUCCCCGAGAGGUAUCACUCUGUGAAUUGA